Molecule: messenger RNA, 878 nt
Organism: Nerophis lumbriciformis (worm pipefish)
Lineage: Eukaryota; Metazoa; Chordata; Actinopteri; Syngnathiformes; Syngnathidae
Gene: hoxd9a
Product: homeobox D9a
Biological process (GO): DNA-templated transcription; regulation of transcription by RNA polymerase II; anterior/posterior pattern specification
Cellular component (GO): nucleus
Molecular function (GO): RNA polymerase II cis-regulatory region sequence-specific DNA binding; DNA-binding transcription factor activity, RNA polymerase II-specific
Source: RefSeq, a predicted model, not a curated record
UUUAGCGGGGCAAGUCGUUUUAUUUGGAGUGCGGGCAUCCAAAAAAAUGUCUUCCAAUUGUUACGUGGACGCGGUGCUGCAGGGCGCGGAACCGGAGGACGUGUACGGAGCCCGCUUCAUGCCGCCCCCGCACACCAUGGCCCCGAUAAGGCCUCCAGGCGCCGGUAACCACGCUGACUUCUCCCCUUGCACUUUCACGCCUAAAUCCGCCGUCUUCUCCUCGCCGUGGCAAUCCGUUCACCCGCCGGGGAUGUACCACCGUUACGCGCAGCCCUCGGACGGCCGAUGCGUCGGCGUGCGCCCCUGGAUGGACCCGCUGCCCAACCACGUUCCUUUCGACGGCUUCCCCUCCACUCGACGUUCCCCAAAGCCCGCAGCGGCUCCCUCCCCGCCCAGAAGCAAGGCAGCAGGCCCGCCGGAGGAGAGCCGACCGCCGUGUGGUGGCGUGUCCGAGGGUCCGGGAAAGGCGCGCGGUGGAAGUGAGCUUUCCAAAGAGGAGAAACACGUUGACCCAAGCAACCCGGCAGCAAACUGGAUCCACGCACGCUCCAGCCGGAAGAAGCGCUGCCCGUACAGCAAAUAUCAGACUCUGGAGCUGGAGAAGGAGUUCCUGUACAACAUGUACCUGAGCAGGGACCGGCGCUACGAGGUGGCCCGCAUCCUCAGCCUCAGCGAGCGGCAAGUUAAGAUCUGGUUCCAGAACCGCAGGAUGAAAAUGAAGAAGAUGAACCGGGAGAGAGGCGGCAAUUAAGGAGCACCGAGGACUUUUUUUUUCUCUUAUUAUAUUUUGAUACAACAAUAUCGUGUAAGUCAUUUCAAGCUAUGUUACGGAUCGGGCUGACAAAGAAGUAUUUGUACAUAAACAAUUUUCACUCACA